This is a messenger RNA of Brachypodium distachyon (stiff brome), 1611 nucleotides long. RefSeq names its product purple acid phosphatase 15. Bases 1 to 1611 code for a protein of 536 amino acids. Gene Ontology annotation, molecular function: acid phosphatase activity; metal ion binding. NCBI's taxonomy places the organism in Eukaryota, Viridiplantae, Streptophyta, Magnoliopsida, Poales, Poaceae. The record is from RefSeq and is a predicted model, not a curated record. The transcript has 7 exons.
AUGCGGCGGGGGUCGGUGCUGCUGCUGCUGCUGUUCGCGGCGGCUGCGGCUGCGGCUGCCGAGCCGGCGUCGACGCUGUCUGGUCCAUCGCGGCCGGUGACGGUGCCGCUCCGGGAAGCCAGGGGCCACGCGGUGGACCUGCCGGACACGGACCCCCGGGUGCAGCGCCGGGUCACGGGCUGGGCCCCCGAGCAGAUCGCCGUCGCGCUCUCCUCCGAGCCCACCUCCGCCUGGGUCUCCUGGAUCACAGGGGACUUCCAGAUGGGCGGCGCCGUGAAGCCGCUGGACCCCGGCACGGUCGGCAGCGUCGUGCGCUACGGCCUCGCCGCCGAUUCGUUGGUCCGCGAGGCCACCGGCGACGCGCUCGUGUACAGCCAGCUCUACCCCUUCGAGGGUCUCCAGAACUACACCUCCGGCAUCAUCCACCACGUUCGGCUCCAAGGGCUUCAGCCUGGGACGGAGUACUACUACCAGUGCGGUGACCCGGCCAUCCCGGAGGCGAUGAGCGCCGUGCACGCGUUCCGGACGGUGCCGGCCGUCGGGCCGCGGAGCUACCCCGGGAGGAUCGCCGUGGUCGGGGAUCUUGGGCUCACGUAUAACACCACCUCCACCGUGGAGCACAUGGCGAGCAACCGGCCGGACCUGGUCCUCCUCGUCGGCGACGUCAGCUACGCCAACCUGUACCUGACCAACGGCACCGGAGCAGACUGCUACUCCUGCUCCUUCGCCAAGUCGACGCCCAUCCACGAGACGUACCAGCCGCGCUGGGAUUACUGGGGAAGGUACAUGGAGCCUGUGACGUCGAGGACUCCGAUGAUGGUGGUAGAAGGGAACCAUGAGAUAGAGCAGCAGAUCGGCAACAAGACGUUCGCGUCCUACAGUGCCCGGUUCGCGUUCCCGUCGAAAGAGAGCGAAUCCUUCUCCCCUUUCUACUACUCCUUUGACGCUGGGGGGAUCCAUUUCAUCAUGCUCGCGGCCUAUGCUGACUACAGUAAAUCAGGGGAGCAGUACAGAUGGUUGGAGAAGGACCUGGAAAAGGUGGACAGAUCGGUGACUCCUUGGCUGGUGGCCGGCUGGCACGCGCCAUGGUACAGCACCUACAAGGCACAUUACAGGGAAGCAGAGUGCAUGAGAGUGGCCAUGGAGGAGUUGCUCUACUCCUACGGCCUCGACGUCGUCUUCACCGGCCAUGUGCACGCAUACGAACGUUCUAACCGGGUGUUCAACUACACGCUGGACCCGUGCGGCGCCGUGCACAUCUCGGUGGGCGACGGCGGGAACCGGGAGAAGAUGGCCACCACCCACGCCGACGACCCGGGGCGCUGCCCGGACCCGCUGUCCACGCCGGACGAGUUCAUGGGCGGCUUCUGCGCCUUCAACUUCACCUCAGGCCCGGCGGCCGGCAGCUUCUGCUGGGACCGGCAGCCGGACUACAGCGCCUACCGAGAGAGCAGCUUCGGCCACGGCAUUCUUGAGGUGAAGAACGAAACGCAUGCGCUUUGGAGAUGGCACAGGAACCAGGAUGUGUACGGAGGUGUCGGGGAUGAGAUCUUCAUUGUCCGGGAGCCGGACAAGUGCUUGGUCGACUCGAGCAAACGUGCAUCCUAUUGA